Molecule: messenger RNA, 2208 nt
Organism: Echinostoma caproni
Lineage: Eukaryota; Metazoa; Platyhelminthes; Trematoda; Plagiorchiida; Echinostomatidae
Source: the annotation of a GenBank genome assembly
AUGGCUAAACGUAAAACGAAGCCUCGUCCAGUGACGUCAGAUUCGAAUCCAGCGGAACCACCCUCAAAUUCUACUUGUAUCGAGUCCAUUCCGAAUGUGGAAAUAAUUGAACUUCAGCCGGAAGAUACAGAUCCAUUGCUUGGGCUCAGCACGGAUGAUCCAGAAAUGCUAUGCGGAACCGGGUUCUUUGACGAUAUUCUAUCAAAUGAGUCACUGUAUUCCAGCUACCUGAAUGGCCAAAUUACUUUUGAUGAUUUAAUGCGAGAGUUGCAUCGCAAGGAGCCGUCAGACACCACCAACCGAUUGGCUGAUGACAUUUCAACUAAUUCGGAUGAGGAGGAUUCAGCUGCGUCCAACGACUCAGACGAUCCGGAGUUCGUUCCGCCUCGCCGUUUGCAAAGGAAGCUCAAUCGGCGGCGCGGUCGUCGUGGUGGUAGCAUUACAACCAGUGGUGGCGAAACAACUUCCACAGUGAAUGUGGACACGCCUGCAGUGGCUCCCAAACGUAUGCGCCGGGGUUCACUACCAUUGGAAUGGAAUCAUUAUCUCGGUGAAGCAGAACGCUUUCUGAACAAUGGCCAAUUUGAUGAAGCGGAAGAAAUUUGUCGGAAUGUGAUAUCCCAAGCGUUUCGUGGAGAUAGACAAGACGCUUCUAUUCGACAACGCCUGAUCGAUUAUUUGGAACGUGCUGGGCAUCGUCGUGAGGCACUGUUUCAUCGCCUGUCUUCUCUGUCUCAGACACCGGAAUCGACCGGGUCGGACCAAUUUCGUGUUGCUCGAAAUCUAGCCGAUGAAUUCUUCAAACUAAUGGAUCCGAACAGCGCUAUACGGGCGUACGAGGCGGCUUUUGAAAAGUUUCCUAAAUCCGGAACGGAAUCAGAUAAAAACAGCUUACUCUCCAUACUUAUGCAAGGUGAAAAGUACAAGGAGGCACUUAAGUUCUUUAUCACCUACUGUGAGGUCAAUCUGAUGACGUCUAAUCGCAAACGUUUGGACCCCAAUUCGAUCACUGCGUCGUCGGAUCAGAUCCAGCAGUUUAUCAGGUUGCCACACAUACUGAAACAACUAACCAACGAUUUGGCCGAGAAACACUACGACUGGAUUUUGGAUAUCAUCAAGGCGUAUCGAAAAAUUGGAAUGAACUCUGUCGCGUUGCAAUUGCUAACUCGACUGUCCACAUUCGAAUCAACCAAAUCAACCCCCUUGGUGUGGACAUUGUUGGCAGAAAGUCAGAUUGAAGCUGGUCAAAUUGACGACGCUUUGGAUUCCUAUCGUCAUGUUGUCGAAGAAGUUGCUCCCAGACAUGCGGAUGCUCGUCUGGCCUACGGAAAUUUGCUUAAACGUAUUGGAAAAGAUAAAGAAGCGUUGGCUGUUCUGCAUCCAUCUAGUGUGGUUGAACUACCUUCGGGUAGUCAGAAACAGCGCAAGGUGCGUUUUGCUGAUGCUCAAACAAACAAAGCGACUACUUCAAAUGCAUCAUACACGCGUGUUGAAUCACCGCACAGCUCGACCCGAUCUCGUCGGAAAUCGACAACUCGGGACGAGACGGAUUUGGGAACGGAAACCGAAUGGGACGAGGAGGAUGUAGAGGUUGACGACGAGGAUGAGGUGGAUGAGGAGGAUGAGGAGGCAGACGGGGAUGAAGAUGAUGAAGAAACGUCUCCGAGUGCUCAAGCUCGUGCAGAUGCCGAGUGGUUGGAAUCAUCCGGUGCGAUCCCAGAUGCCGCUCUGUUGGCCCACGAUCCGGUCGCCUAUCGGAUCGCAUUUGAACGUUGUCUGACACGAUUCUUGGAAAGCAUGCGGUUGCGUAAUCGAUUGAUGGAUCGUCUAAGUGCGGACACAUCGGCAACUGGCUCUGAUCCGAAUACCCUCCCACCGGUGGUUGAACGUAAAGUGAGCGGAUUCGAUAUUUGGGGCUUGUUUCUACGACUAAUCGACGUGCUCCAAUCCCGUCUGCCCCGAUCCCUAUCGUUUAUGGAAUCCGCCACAGCCUGGGCCUGUUUGCUGCCUCAGAUUCAUUCCGAAGAAGGUAGACGUCGAGCCGCGAGCAAUUUGUUGAUCAGCACAUGUCUUCUUGGUGGUCACGGAUCACCAGCUGUAAUUAAAUUACGUGAAUUGUGCAAUCGGGCCACCAGUUCGGCGUUGGCCGAGGAGGGCGUUUGUUGUGCUGGCUGUGCGAUGUGUUGGACCGACAGUUGUUCAUCGUAG